AUGGUAUUUAUCCGAUCACCUCUUGUUCGCCAGCUUCAGCGUCCUGCGUCGUCAAUCCUGUCCGCCGCAGGGUUUCUUAAACCGUCUCCGCGGACGAAGCCUUUUCUUGGUUCCCGUACACUGACAGCUUCUGCUAAACGACAGGGCAAAGUUCUUAUGGUCCUUUAUGAUGGCGGUGAGCACGCCAAACAGCAGCCUGGUCUUCUGGGCACCACCGAGAAUGAGCUGGGCUUGAGGAAAUGGAUCGAAGAGCAGGGCCACACUCUGGUCACCACCUCCGACAAGGAAGGCGAAAACUCCACGUUUGACAAGGAGCUGGUCGAUGCCGAGGUCAUCAUCACCACCCCGUUCCACCCUGGAUACCUCACUGCCGAGCGUCUGGCCAAGGCGAAGAACCUCAAGCUUGCUGUCACCGCUGGUGUUGGUUCUGACCACGUCGAUUUGAACGCUGCCAACAAGACCAAUGGCGGUGUCACCGUUGUCGAGGUCACUGGCUGCAACGUCGUCUCCGUCGCUGAGCACGUUGUCAUGACCAUCCUUCUCCUGGUCCGCAACUUCGUCCCCGCCCACGAGCAGAUCCGCAAUGGAGAGUGGGAUGUUGCUGCCGUCGCAAAGAACGAGUUCGACCUCGAGGGCAAGGUCGUCGGCACCGUUGCCGUUGGUCGUAUCGGCGAGCGUGUCCUGCGCCGCCUAAAGCCCUUCGACUGCAAGGAGCUCCUUUACUACGACUACCAGCCUCUUAGCCCCGAGACCGAGAAAGAGAUUGGCUGCCGUCGUGUCGAGUCUCUUGAGGAGAUGCUUGCUCAGUGUGACGUCGUGACCAUCAACUGCCCUCUGCACGAGAAUACCCGUGGUCUCUUCAACAAGGAGUUGAUUUCCAAGAUGAAGAAGGGUUCUUGGCUCGUCAACACCGCCCGUGGUGCCAUCGUCGUCAAGGAGGAUGUCGCUGAGGCUGUCAAGAGCGGUCACCUCCGUGGCUACGGUGGUGACGUGUGGUUCCCUCAGCCUGCCCCCAAGGAUCACCCCCUGCGUUACGUUCAGGGCCCAUGGGGAGGUGGCAACGCCAUGGUUCCUCACAUGUCCGGUACCUCCAUCGAUGCUCAAAUCCGCUACGCCCAGGGUACCAAGAACAUCUUGGACAGCUAUUUCUCCGGCCGUGAGGACUAUCGCGCGCAGGACCUUAUCGUUCACAAGGGUGACUAUGUCACCAAGGCCUAUGGCCAGCGGUCCAAGGCUUAG
Penicilliopsis zonata CBS 506.65 is the source of this 1239-nucleotide messenger RNA. RefSeq lists its product as hypothetical. The transcript is spliced from 4 exons. Bases 1 to 1239 code for a protein of 412 amino acids. The record is from RefSeq and is a predicted model, not a curated record. Gene Ontology annotation, cellular component: cytosol. Gene Ontology annotation, molecular function: NAD binding; formate dehydrogenase (NAD+) activity; oxidoreductase activity, acting on the CH-OH group of donors, NAD or NADP as acceptor. NCBI's taxonomy places the organism in Eukaryota, Fungi, Ascomycota, Eurotiomycetes, Eurotiales, Aspergillaceae.